Messenger RNA from Parascedosporium putredinis, 3582 nucleotides. The record is from the annotation of a GenBank genome assembly. NCBI's taxonomy places the organism in Eukaryota, Fungi, Ascomycota, Sordariomycetes, Microascales, Microascaceae.
AUGCCCGACUCUACGCCCUCCAAGGGCGUAUAUGAAAGCCAGGCGCCUUCGGCGUCUGACUCAACCCUCCCCGAACACCUGCCUUCCGAGACUGAAAUUCAACCCGUCGCCGGUGACAAUCCUGGUCACCUUCCCGGCGCUAUCGAAGAGAUCCAUACAGGCAUUUCCGUGAAGAAGGCCGAAGCUGAUUUUGCUCAGCUUCAGCGCGAACUUUCGAGGAUAAGCCGCGCCGAGAGUACCGCCGCGAAGCCCAGAACCGCCGAUGUCGAGAAAGGAGGUGCUGCCGCCUCGAGCAUCACAAAUGAAAGCCUAGAGCCCUUCGAUCUUGAGGCUACCCUUCGAGGGGGCCUUGCUGCCGAACAGGAGGCUGGCAUCCGCCCUAAGCACAUUGGUGUGUACUGGGACGGCUUGACCAUCAAGGGCUUCGCGGGUCAGGACAAUUAUGUCGACACCUUUGUCAACGGCUUCCUCAAUACGAUCAACGUAGUUACACCCCUUGCUAAGCUCCUUGGAUUUGCCAAGAAGAGGACCGAGGCCACGCUCCUAGACAACUUCCGGGGUGUCUGCAAGCCCGGAGAGAUGGUGCUUGUGCUGGGGAAGCCCGGUUCCGGCUGCACGACCUUCCUCAAGUCUAUCGCCAAUCAGCGUUACGGAUACACUGGAGUCGCCGGCGACGUACUCUACGGCCCGUUUACCGCCAAGGAGUUUUUGCAGUAUCGUGGAGAAGCCGUCUACAACCAAGAGGACGAUAUUCACCACCCCACCCUGACCGUGGAGCAGACUCUUGCUUUCGCUUUGGACAUGAAGGUCCCCGGGAAGCGACCUGCUGGCGUAUCUAAGGAUCAGUUCAAGGAGCAGGUUAUCACCACGCUGCUCAAGAUGUUCAACAUCGAGCACACUCGUCGCACGGUCGUUGGCGACCACUUCAUCCGUGGUGUCUCGGGUGGUGAGCGGAAGCGUGUGUCCAUCGCUGAGAUGAUGAUCACCAAUGCUUGCAUCCUGUCCUGGGACAAUAGCACUCGCGGCCUCGACUCGAGUACGGCGUUGGACUUCAUCAAGUCCCUGCGAAUUCAGACGGACCUCUAUCAGACAACCACCUUUGUGUCGCUAUACCAGGCCUCGGAGAAUAUCUACAAGCAUUUUGAAAAGGUUCUCGUCAUCGAUGGUGGCAAGCAGGUCUACUUUGGCCCUGCCUCCGACGCAAGAAGCUAUUUCGAAAGUCUUGGCUUCGCCCCUCGCCCGAGACAAACCACCCCGGAUUACCUUACGGGAUGCACUGAUGAGUUUGAGAGGGACUAUGCCAAGGGAUACUCGAAGCACAACGCCCCUCACGAUCCUGCAACCCUUGCAGCCGCAUUCAAGGAUUCUGUCUACCAACGGAGGCUGAACGACGAAAUGGCCGGGUAUAAGGCUGCCUUGGAAGAGGAAACACACAAGCAUGAGGACUUCAGGGUUGCCGUUCACGAGAGCAAGCGAUCGUCACCUAAGCGCUCGACCUACGCGACGGGAUUCCAUAUCCAAGUCGCGGCUCUUAUGAAGAGGCAGUUCUAUCUCAAACUGCAAGACAAAAUGGGUCUUACUCUCUCGUGGCUCCGAAGUAUCGUCAUCGCUAUUGUCCUUGGUUCUCUUUAUCUUAAGCUCGGCGACUCCUCUGCAACCUUCUCGGAACUUGCCAGCACCAUGUCCGGGCGCGCCAUUGUCAACAAGCACCGGACCUAUGCCUUCCACCGUCCCUCAGCUCUUUGGAUUGCGCAGAUUCUGGUCGAUCAAGCCUUCUCUGCGACUCAAAUCAUGGUUUUCUCCAUCAUCGUAUACUUCAUGACUGGACUGUACCAAACCGCCGGCGGCUUCUUCACAUUUUAUCUCAUGAUCCUCUCGGGAAAUAUAGCCAUGACCUUGUUCUUCCGAAUCGUGGGAUGUGCGAGCCCGGAUUAUGAUACGGCGAUCCGGUCUACCGUCUUCCUAAUUACGUGUUUCGUCAUCACUUCUGGCUAUCUGAUCCAGUAUCACUCCAUGAUGAUGAACGAAUUCAGGAACGUCGACCUUGUUUGUUCAGCAGAGUCCUUGAUCCCUUCUGGUCCCGGCUACGACGACAUCUCUCAUCAGGUGUGCACUCUUGCAGGCUCCGUCGGCGGAACCGCGAUCGUCAAGGGUGCUUCGUAUAUUACCCAAGGAUUUUCAUACGAUCCGGCCUACCUCUGGAGGAACUGGGGAAUCGUGAUGGCCCUCAUCGUCUUCUUCCUCAUCAUGAACGUUGUUCUCGGCGAAUUCAUUAGCUAUGGAGAGAGUGUGGAGGAAUCCUCGGACCUUACCAUCAAGUCGGAAAGCAUUCUUACUUGGGAGGAACUUAAUUAUGACGUGCCUACUCCGGCCGGCACCAAACGGCUCUUGAACAACAUCUACGGCUACGUCCGCCCCGGAGAGCUCACGGCCCUCAUGGGCGCCUCGGGUGCUGGAAAGACGACGCUAUUGGAUGUCCUUGCAGCACGAAAGAACAUUGGCGUCAUAUCGGGUUCGGUGCUUGUCGAUGGUGUGGCCCCUGGCAAGCAGUUCCAGCGAAGCACGUCGUACGCCGAGCAGCUCGACCUUCACGACCCUACGCAGACGGUUCGAGAGGCCUUCCGGUUCUCUGCAGAUCUUCGCCGACCCGUCGAGACUCCCCAGAGUGAUAAAUAUGCCUACGUAGAGGAAAUCAUUGCCCUUCUCGAAAUGGAGCACAUUGCCGACUCCAUUAUCGGCACUCCGGAGGCGGGUCUGACUGUGGAACAGCGCAAGCGUGUGACGAUCGGUGUCGAGCUGUCGGCCAAGCCCGAACUCCUCCUAUUCCUUGACGAGCCUACUUCUGGCCUUGACAGCCAGAGCGCGUUCAACAUUGUCCGCUUCCUCAAGAAGCUGGCCGCUGCUGGACAAGCCAUCUUGUGUACGAUUCACCAGCCUAAUGCCGCGCUUUUCGAGAAUUUUGAUCGUCUUCUCCUACUCCAGCGUGGCGGCCGGACGGUCUACUUUGGGGAUAUUGGCGCAGACGCGCACAUUCUCAGGGCAUACCUCAAGGGGUACGGUGCUGCGGCUGGCGAGAAGGACAACGUUGCCGAAUUUAUGCUCGAAGCCAUCGGCGCCGGCAGCUCUCCCCGGGUCGGAAACCGCGAUUGGGCGGAUAUCUGGGAGGAUAGCCCCGAGUUUGCCCAGACCAAGGAGACCAUCAAGCAACUCAAGGAAGAGCGAAUCCGGGCAACCAAGUCUGGCAACAAGUUGCUCGAAAAGGAAUAUGCCACCCCUUUCCUGCAUCAGCUCAAGAUUGUCACCGCUCGCAUGAACACGGCCUUUUGGAGAUCCCCCAAUUACGAGUUUACUAGGCUUCUCAACCAUCUUAUCGUCUCGCUUCUUACCGGUCUGAUGUAUCUGGGACUUGAUGACUCUAGGUCAUCCCUUCAGUACAAGGUGUUUGUCAUUUUCCAGGUUACCGUUCUACCGGCUCUGAUCAUCGGCCAGGUCGAGGUCAUGUAUCAUGUGCGGCGGGCCAUCUUCUUCCGCGAGUCGUCUUCCAAGAUGUACUCCCCUUUACCUUUGCCGCCUCGAUCGUGA